AUGGCCAGCAAGUACCUGCUAUGGUCCGUGCCAAAACUUAAAUGUGCGCUCUUUCAACGAAAAGCUUCGACAGCUGGAAGGAAACUUGAACUGAUCGAGAGACUUGAAUCUUAUGACAGAAAUGAUGAUUUUGUUGGGCCAUCUGUCUCCAUCCCACGUCCAGAAGAUACAUCAUGGCCAGUGUCAGGAUUUCAACAGCUGAUGCCUUCCCAUCGUCAACUGCUGCCUCCCAUUUCCAAAGAAACCAUUGAGGCUUACUUCAUCUACCGUAUGGCAGGAGACACCAAGCUGCACAUGAUAUCAAGGCCAUAGAGAAAGGUUCUCUGUUGUUUGAGGGGGACAGGGUGCUGGCAUGCAGUGUUCACAUAUGUGCAUCUACUGAUGUAUACUUAAGUGGCAUCGUCAGUGCAUCUAUGAAAAACAAG
Molecule: messenger RNA, 425 nt
Organism: Haliotis rufescens (red abalone)
Lineage: Eukaryota; Metazoa; Mollusca; Gastropoda; Lepetellida; Haliotidae
Exons: 2
Coding region: 1-312 (103 amino acids)
Source: RefSeq, a predicted model, not a curated record